Molecule: messenger RNA, 902 nt
Organism: Papilio polytes (common Mormon)
Lineage: Eukaryota; Metazoa; Arthropoda; Insecta; Lepidoptera; Papilionidae
Exons: 3
Coding region: 180-902 (240 amino acids)
Source: RefSeq, a predicted model, not a curated record
UCAGCAAUAUUAGAUGUUGAAUUAAUAUUCGCUUUAGAAAGGCAACGUGGGUACAGAUACGGUGAGUGCGGGAUUAUAUACGCUGUGUGUGAUCUCGACAGCUUACUUUCAUCCGGCGCACGCGCAGAGAGGACCUCGGGACAACGCCAUGUGCUUUGCUUCGAUUUAAAAUAAUUAAGAUGUCAAUGCUGGUGUUUAUUGCGUUACUGUGCGGCGCCCGCAGUGCUCGGACAAUUAAUGAUGAUUUAUCCAAAUACUGGGAGAAGGAUUUCAAAGAAGUUGGACAUUUGUAUGGGAAAACAUCUGACAAGGAAUUGUAUGGCGUUAGUUUACCGACUUCUAUGAUAUACAAUGCACCAACAACGAAGAAAAACGAUAUAGUUUUAGAGCAUACUGGAAAUUAUGAAGCUAGCGGCUUCGACCAAUCAGGUUCAACAUAUCCUUAUAAUAAAUAUAAAAAGCAUAUAAACUAUAAACAAUCGUUAAAACCAGAACAGAGUAUGAAUUAUUUCAGUUAUUCUGAAAACGAUGGCAAUAAAAAACCUGAAGAAAUUAAUACUUUGAACAAAACACCGCCGCGGGGAAAUCAAAACAUUGAUUUAUCUUCCAAAAUAAAUCUGCAAGGAUUUAAGCCUUUUAUUGGGAACGGAGAAAAUGAACACACAAGUAUACGAAGUAUUUUAAGUACAGAAAGAAAUGAAAUUGGCGCAGGUGAAGUUUUAUCAGAAGAUAAUAGAACAUAUCGUAAUAAACCAAGGAAUAAAGUAAGACAGUACAAAGGUAAAACGUUUAACUUCCGAACGAAAUGCCCUUCGAGGAAUUGCAGGAAGAAAUCGAAUACAUCUAAAAGAUUUUUUUCAAGACCAGUGAAAAGGGUUAAAAAGAGAAUAAUUGUAUACUAA